Molecule: messenger RNA, 702 nt
Organism: Dentiscutata erythropus
Lineage: Eukaryota; Fungi; Glomeromycota; Glomeromycetes; Diversisporales; Gigasporaceae
Source: the annotation of a GenBank genome assembly
AUGGAUUUAAAUCUUUUUGUAGAUAUUUAUAUAUCUGCAGGAAAUGAGGAUCUACAAGAUCCUCUGUAUUAUAUUUUAAUACAUAAUAAGCAUGGUAAAGAUAUGCGACAAUAUAAUGCACCAUCAGCUAAGGAAGUAGCUGCAAUUUGUUUUUCAGAUGAAACAAUACAUGUAAGAGAUAUUCUUAUUGUAAGACAUGAUAAUGAAUUAGAAAGAAUAUCUGAAUUAUAUAGUGCAUAUGAUCUUUUAGCAUAUCCUUUGCUAUUUCUACGUAGAGAAUAUGCUCUUAAAAAAAAGAUGGCUCAAAUUCCUAAAGCCUCUAAAACUUCUGAAGCUAAAGCUAGAGCAAGUGAUAUCUCUAAUAUUAACUUUGAUACUUUAUUAGAAAGAGAAUCACAAAGUGAAACAGGAUUAACAAGUGUUUUGGAAUCUGCAACUAUUAGAAGUUCAUCAAGUAUGAUGAGUCUUGAUGAUGAAAAUAUUGAUACAGAUGAUAAAGAAUAUUUAGAAACAAUUUUUAGAGAAUUUGAAAAACCUGAUCUGUUUAUAACAGUGACAUAUAAUCCAAAAUGGUCUGAGAUUACAUCUGAACAUUUACCAAAACAAAAAUCUGCCAAUAGGCCAAAUUUGGAAACAAGGGUUUUCAAAUUAAAAUUAGAUGCAAUAAUCAAUGAUUUAGUUGUAAAUGGUGUAUUGAGAAAA